AUGAUAAGCAACUUCGAUAAGCUGUGUGGAGACUUAGAAAAACAGGAAUUGGAGGCCCCGAAUGGAGUAGCAUCAUCCUCUACAUAUGCUCAACUAUUAGCAAUCUAUUUAUAUCAGAAUGAUUUAUGUAAUGCAAAAUAUUUAUGGAAAAGGAUUCCUCAGAGUAUAACGAGUAGCAAUCCUGAAAUUCCAGCUAUUUGGGCCGUAGGGCAGAAGUUAUGGAAGAAAGAUCUUGCCGGAACUUACCAUGCACUGGCUGCAUUCACAUGGACCGAGCCUGUAGCUCAUAUUAUACGAGCUCUUGAAGAAAGAGUUCGUGAAAGAGCUUUCAACCUUAUUGGACGUUCGUACAGCACUGUUUCUCUUGAUACCAUAGUGCUAAUGACUGGUCUAAGUAGAGAGGCUGUGUUACAAAUAUGUAGAGAUAAAAAAUGGGAGUUGCAUUCUGAUGGUGUUACUAUAAGCCCUACACCGCCAGUCCAACCAUCUCCGUUACAUACCUCAAGUGAAGACCAAUUGUUCAAGCUCACAGAAUUCGUAUCUUUCUUAGAAAACUAG
Danaus chrysippus (African queen) is the source of this 558-nucleotide messenger RNA. NCBI's taxonomy places the organism in Eukaryota, Metazoa, Arthropoda, Insecta, Lepidoptera, Nymphalidae. The record is from the annotation of a GenBank genome assembly.